Molecule: messenger RNA, 2779 nt
Organism: Macadamia integrifolia
Lineage: Eukaryota; Viridiplantae; Streptophyta; Magnoliopsida; Proteales; Proteaceae
Product: cellulose synthase-like protein H1
Exons: 8
Coding region: 384-2681 (765 amino acids)
Biological process (GO): plant-type primary cell wall biogenesis; cellulose biosynthetic process
Cellular component (GO): plasma membrane; trans-Golgi network
Molecular function (GO): mannan synthase activity; cellulose synthase (UDP-forming) activity
Source: RefSeq, a predicted model, not a curated record
AACAAGAGAUUCAAUCGAUCCAUACCUAGAUUCAUAUUGGUCUACGAAGUAUUCUCUACAGUAGUUCUUCUCUUUCUGUGGUCUUAUCUAUUCGCUUCUUUAUACAAUUGCUAGGGUUUCAACUGAUGAGCAUUGAAAUCAUUAUAUAUACAGGAACAGAGACCAACCCAGAAAUACAGAUCAUAUACUGUAUAUUCGAUUGGGGUCAUUGAAGAUUCCGGAUGAAGGAAACUAGUCCCACAAUCUCGACCAAGAGAAUUCGAAAACUGAAAAGCUACUGCAGCAGUGGCAGGAACACGUAGCUUUACAACUGGAUUAUCAUAUCGAACAGAUCCUCACUCUUCUGGUCAACCUGUGUCCCAAUUCUCAAAAUCUCCAAUUCCAUGGCGAAUCCCAUAAUCUCUAUUCCCCUCCAAGAGAGAAUCCCUUGUAGAAACACUCUACGGAGAGUCCUAGACGUCAUCAUCUUCUUUCUCCUCGUUCUCCUCCUUUUAUAUCGUCUACUAUCAUUCAACGUUCAUGGCUUCACUUGGAAGCUUGCAUUCUUCUGCGAGUCAUGGUUCACCUUCUGCUGGAUCCUCACCAUGAAUGCUAGAUGGACUCCUGUUGACUACACCACCUACCCUGAACGCCUCUUACAAUGGUCUGGUGAUGAGCUUCCCCCAGUGGACAUGUUUGUGACAACAGCAGAUCCAGUUCUUGAACCACCAAUUAUCACUGUCAACACUGUGCUCUCCUUGUUGGCUGUAGACUACCCAGCUCACAAGCUAGCUUGCUAUGUCUCUGAUGAUGGUGCUUCUCCUCUUACCUUUUAUUCUCUUGUGGAAGCAUCUAAGUUUGCUAAGCUUUGGGUUCCUUUCUGUAAGAAGCAUGAUGUUCAAGUUAGAGCCCCCUUCAUGUAUUUUUCUACUGAGCCCAUAUCAACUUCCCAUCUCUCAUCAGAUUUCCAACUGGAAUGGAAGAAGAUUAAGAAUGAAUAUGAAGAGCUUAGCCAAAGAAUCGAAGAGGCUACUCAGAAAUCCGUUCCAUGUGAUCUGAAUGGUGAAUUUGAAGCUUUCUUAAACAUAGAACGUGGAAACCAUCCCAGUAUAAUUAAGGUCAUAUGGGAGAACAAGGGUAAUCUUCCAGAUGGGAUGCCACAUUUGGUAUAUGUCUCCAGAGAGAAGCGGCCCAAGAACCCGCAUCAUUACAAAGCAGGGGCCAUGAAUGUCUUGACCAGAGUCUCAGGGGUGAUGACAAACUCACCUUUCAUGCUCAACGUUGAUUGUGAUAUGUUUGCGAACAACCCAAAGAUUGUUCUCCUGACAAUGUGUUUCCUACUUGGUUUUGAGAAAAAAUGUGAAAGUGGAUUUGUUCAGUACCCACAGAAGUUCUAUGGAGCUCCAUUGGAUGACCCAUUCGGAAAUCAAAUGGUUGUACAACAUCAUAAUGCGGGCCUUGGAUUAGGAGGAAUCCAAGGGUUCUUUUAUGGUGGAACAGGAUGCUUUCAUAGAAGGGAAGUUUUAUAUGGACUAUCACCGGAAGAAGCAGAAAAUAAAGCAAGAUAUAUGAGUUUAAGAAAUGGAAAAUCACCAUAUGAGGCACUUCGAGCAAAAUUUGGAUAUUCUCUUGAAUUUUUGGAAUCGGCGGGUCGGGUAUUAUUUUUGAACGAAAACCCUGACCAUCUGAAAGAUCUUUCGAGCUCUAUCAAGGCAGCUUUCUCAGUCUCAACUUGUGGACACGAGUCCAACACACAAUGGGGUAAACAAGUGGGAUGGGUCUAUGGGUCCACAACAGAAGACGUCCUCACUGGACUAAGGAUUCAUGCAAAGGGUUGGAAGUCAAUCUAUUAUGACCCGAACCCAUAUGGAUUUCUUGGGUGCGCACCCGCCACUGGGCCCACGACAUUGACCCAAAUGAAGAGAUGGGCCACUGGUCUUCUAGAGAUUCUAUGCAGCAAAAACAGUCCAAUCCUCGCCACCCUCACUGAGAGGCUUCAGUUCCGGCAAUGCUUGGCCUAUAUCUACAUAUUGAUUUGGGCCCUGCGUUCUCUUCCUGAUUUGUGCUACAGUCUACUGCCAGCCUACUCCAUCUUCACCAACUCUAGUUUCCUACCUACGGAAUCCGAACUGGCCUUCUUCAUUGUUGGUUCUCUUUUCGCGGUUUACAACCUUAGCACCCUAUCAGAGUACUUCCGAUUAGGCUUACCGGUCCAAGCAUGGUGGAAUAACCAGAAAAUGUUGAGGAUACAAUCAUCUACUGCAUGGUUGUUUGGGCUAUUGGAUGUCAUUCUUAAGCUGUUAGGAAUAUCAGAGACUGUCUUUGUGCUAACACGAAAAGAUCAAAGCACAUCAAACAAAGGUAAUGGUGACACAGACUCCAAUAGCGGUCGGUUCACUUUCGACGAGUCGCCGAUCUUUGUUCCGGCCACAACCCUCUUAUUGGUUCACCUAAGUGCACUUACAAUGGCCAUUUUGAGGGUUCAGCCUUCUCAAACGGUCCAUGAUGGCCGUUUCGGUCUGGGGAUUGGAGAGAUUAUUUGCAGUACAUGGAUAGUGUUGAGCUUCUUGCCAUUUUUGAAAGGGCUUUUCCGGAAAGGAAUUUAUGGGAUCCCGUCCUCAAUCUUGUACAAGUCUGCCACUUUGGCUUUACUCUUCAUGUUCUUCUCAAUGCAUCUCAGUUCGAAAGGUCGAGCCUUGUGAGUGUUUACUUCCAUACAUGGUGAGAUCAAGAAUAUAUAUAUAUUUUUUUGAUGUAAAACAAGUUUUCCUUUUCCAUGAAUGCUAAAACUUAUUCAUUA